AUGAAUAAUAAUACCAGUAUACUUACUCCUAAUAAUACUUACAAUAGUAACAACGAUAACAAUAACAGUAACAAAAAUAAUAGUUAUUACAAUACUUUUUAUCCAAAUCAAAUGGAUUUUCAGCCGCAAAACCAAUCAAUUAAUGAAGGAAAUUCAAAAAGGUUUAAUAAUAACAAUACAACUGGCUAUAAUCAAAGUGAUAAUACAAUUCCAAAGGUAUCUUCCUCAUCUUCACCGACAAUGCCCAUAAAUAACAAUAACCAUGGAUCUCCCCCAAUACAACAACAAUACAAUCCCCGUACAUACUCACAAAAUACUGGUAACACGAAUAACGUUGGUACAUCUAAUCUUCCGUCUAAUACGAGCACUGGGUUCUCUCGUAACAACAUUAAGGAUGAUGGUAGUACUAGCUUUUUACAACAACAGCAAAUACAGAUGCAGGAUCAGGGUCAUUUUGUGAAUAAAAAUAUUAACAAUAUUCCUCAAGUUGUUCAAGAACAAACACAGCAUUAUCAGCAACAACAGCGGCCUUUUUCUAUAUUAUCUUCACAACCUUUACCGAAUUCUGUUAACUCACAUCAACAAUUCCCACAUAACCACUACCAACAACAGCAACAACAGCAACAGCAGCAACACCACCACCAACAACAACAACAACAACAACAACAACAAUUACUAUUGCUUCAGCGACAACAGCAGCAGGAACAAGAGCAAGUAUUAUUAUUACAACGAUUACAACAACAGCAACAAGGACAAUCACGGGAGCAAUAUCCACAACAACAACAGCAACAAGGACAAUCACAGGAGCAAUAUCCACAACAACAACAACAACAACACCAACCAUCACUGGAGCAAUAUCCACAACAACAACAACAACACCAACCACUGGAUCAGUAUACACAACCACAACACCACCAACAACAACAGGAUUAUCAGCCAUAUCCUCAAGCUUCUCCUCUAAACAGUACUAUUUCUGGUAGUGAAUUUGUUUCCAAUAAUAAGAGUAAUAAUAAUAAUAAUAACGAUAGCGAUAACAACAACCACAAUAGUAACAAGAAUAGAAGUAAAAAUAAAAAAAGUAAAAAUUACAACAACAAUACACAAAAUACUACUACCAAUAAUACUACUGCUUAUACUAAUAUCUCCAAUAACAAUGGCAAUAUCAACUUCGGAAUGUUUCCACCAAAUAUUAAUAAUAAUAAUAAUAAUAAUAAUAAUAAUAAUAAUAAUAAUAAUAAUAAUAAUAAUAAUAACAGGAAAAUUACUUCACAAGGUAAAAAAUUGAUAAACGCUUAUAUCUAUGAUUUUUUAGUUAAAUCUUCUUUAAAUGACACUGCCUUAUUAUUUAGCAAAGAAGCACAAAUAGAAGAAAAUGGUAACAGGCCAAUUCCAAAUAAUGUUGAUACUACUAAUACUACAAAUUCUAGUUCCAAAGAUUUGCCUUACUUUAAAGUGUCCGCAAAUGUUCCACAAGGGUUUCUUUAUGAAUGGUGGCAGAUAUUUUGGGACAUUUUUAAUGCUUGUUCUAAUAGAGGUGGAUCCGAAGUAGCACAAGAAUAUUUUAGAUCCCAGGCCCUGCGUCAGAAACAAGAAGAAUUAUAUAGAGAUGCUGCCAUAAAAGUUGCGCAUAUCCAACAAUUGCUUGAACAAAGAGGCGAAUAUCAUUUAGAAUUAAUGGAGCAACAAAAAUAUAAUGGUGGUGGAUAUAAUAACAAUAGUAAUCCUAUGUUUAAAAGCUAUUUAAAUUUAGACAAAAUAUAUGGACCCACUAAUAACAAUAUGAAUAUUAAUAACACAGCCUUUACUAACACUAAUAUCAAUGAUACGAAUAAUACUAUAGAACCUAAUGUAGGUGCUCUUACUCCUAACCAUAUUGACAAUAUUUCAUCUUUUCAACAUAUGAAUAAUACUAAUGAGAACAAUCCGGGUAUACCAUCUACUAGCAUAAAUAAUAACGUGUUUAACGGUAGGUCAAAUACUAUUGUUAAUAACAAUAACAAUAACGGAAACUUUGUAACUAUGCACAAAACUCCCUUAAAACAUAUACCAGGUAAUAUGGGUGGUUAUCAAUCACAAUCACAAUCGCAAUCGCAAUCGCAAUCACACCCACAAUCGCACCCACAACAACAACCAAAACCGCAACCGCAACAACAACCCAAACCGCAACCGCAACAACAACCACCACAACAACCAAAGAAACAAGCGCAAAAUUAUGAUUUUUCCGAAAAGGAGUACCAGCACUCUACUACUCCUAAUUUUCCACCACCAAAUGGCACCGGUUUUGUUGGGGCCCCUAAGGAGGUUCAACAGGACAAUCUUAAGGAAAAAUAUUUAUAUACAAAUAAUUAUCAGCUUCAACAACAGCAACAAACUCGUAACAUUGCGUUAUCUCCCUUAUCACAGUCAUCUUCUCGUGUCACAUAUUCAAAUAAACAAAGUUAUACUUUUGAUGGUAAUAAUCCAAGUAAUAAUAAAAAUAAAAAUAAUAAAGAGAAAAUUAUGUUAAAGGAAAAGGAUAAAAAUCAGAACAAUACCAACACUGUGAAAAGCAAUAAUGCUACAGCCCCCUAUGAGAUAAGCAGUCUAUAUUCUUAUCAAAAGCAAUUAUUAGCAAUGGAAAAAAAAAAUAAGACAGGGAGCGUAAGUCCAGAAGUUACUAUGAAAUCUUCAAAUAGCAAUAGCAAUUUUAACAACAGUUUAGGUGCGAAUACAUCUAAACAUAAGAAACUAGCUAUGAAACCUCCAUCUAACCAGUCUCCCUACACUCAGGAAAGAUCACCUGAUUCUCCAACAAAUAAGACUUAUUCGAGUACUCCAAAUUCCAACAUAUCCAUUAAUAAUGCUGUGGGUGUUGAUAUUAAUAGUAAUAUUGGUAGCAAUUUUAUAGCAGAUGCUAAAAGUGCAACUGGUGAGACUCCUAAAAAUAUUAAUCAAGGAUUUACAGGUAGUAUAACUGGUACUAAGGGACUUAAGAAAAGAAAAGAAAAUUUCAAACAACAACAACACCAACAGCAAUUAUUUACUCAGUCAAAGAGAUAUCAUUCGGCACCGACUACACCUUUGAAUAUUAAUAACAAUAAUGGCAACAAAAAUCCCCCUACCAAUAUCAACAAUACGAAAAUUAAUAACGGUGGACAUAAUUAUAAUGUACUUUCACAUUCUUCAGGCAGUGGUUCUCCAUUGGGCCAUACUCCAAAAUCUGCGUUUACUGUACCAUCAAUACAACAUAGGUCAGACAGCUUCGUAGAAAGUAAAAGUAUAAAUUUAGAACCAGUCGUUGAAUCUUCGAACGAGAUUUUGAAUCUUUCAAACGGCGGAAAUAGCAACAAAAACAUAAACAAUAAUCAUGGUGGCAGCCUCAUUAAUAAAACAAACGAUAGUAACCCAGGAACUUCUGGACUUCAUAGUAGUAAUAAACCAUCCCCUUUAGGCAUGUCUGUUAAUACAGAUUUUUCUGUUACUGCUUCUUUCUCACUAAAUCCAAACCAAUUGCAUACAAAAUUAAAAAAAAAUGCAUCUACUACAGAUCUUCUAACAACAACAAAUAAACCCGACAACUCGUACCCUCAUAAUAACAAUGACAAGAUCAACAAAAACAAUGACAAAUCAGAUGCUAAUGAUCUGUUAAUGGAUCAUUCAGGGUCUCAUCUUCAUAGCUAUGUUCCAGCAAACGUUGCAGUCACAACAAGUAGCGAUACUAAUGAUGACAAUGAUGAUGUCCAUACACUAGGUGUUACUGCUACUACAGAACUAGCCAGUGAUCUGCAUGUGAAACAGGAUUCCAUUUUAAAACGUCAUGACACAGACACACAUAUUAGUACAGAAGACGGAUUAAUCGGUGAUAAUAAACAUACGGAAGAUGAUAUCACUGAUGCUAACAUUAGUAACGUAGACAAAAUUAUUGGGCAUGACGAUGACAUAGGCAUGGUUGAAAGCGGCGACGAUGAUCCAUUUAAUUUAAAUGUAUUUUUAACACAUGGUGAUACUGAUAAUAAUGAUUUGCUGGACAAUCAUACCUCUAAUAAUGGAAAAAAAGAUACAAGUGAUGAUAAUACUCAGAAAACUUUAGCUAUUGAUAAUAAGCAUAAAAGUAGUCAUAAAGAUGAUAGUGAUGUAUUAACUGGCAUUGGUAGUGAUAAAAAUGGCCAUUCCUCUAGUAAUGUUAGUGGAGCUGAUUCUCACCUUCAUAACGCUGAUGAUAAUGACAACGAUGAUGAUCAUGAUUUAGAUCAUAUUUUUGGCUGGUCAGAUGACUAA
This is a messenger RNA of Saccharomycodes ludwigii, 4257 nucleotides long. RefSeq names its product LisH domain-containing protein. Gene Ontology annotation, cellular component: nucleus. The transcript has a single exon. Bases 1 to 4257 code for a protein of 1418 amino acids. Gene Ontology annotation, molecular function: protein binding. The record is from RefSeq and is a predicted model, not a curated record. Lineage: Eukaryota; Fungi; Ascomycota; Saccharomycetes; Saccharomycodales; Saccharomycodaceae.